UGGGAUACUUUUGUCCCGUACCAUAAUGACAAAUCCAAUGGGUCGUGAUGGAACUACACGUACUUUCCGUUGACAGCGGCGGCGCUAGUAGUAACUCUAUGAUAAAAAGUGCUUCCAGUAUGGUGUUUGUUUAGUUUCGUGGUUGUUUUAAUUUAAUUUGAAUUUAAAAUGGAAAAAAUAACAGUCGCGCAAUUGAAAAAACAAUUGAAAGACCUGGGUGAGAAAGUGUCAGGUACCAAAUCGGUAUUACUAGAACGGUUAAACAAUGCUCAACAGAAAAAUGCUACUACACCGUCCGUGAUCACCGUUGCCGGUGAAACUACCACAAUCGAUGGCCUAAGAUCAUUGCCAUUGCCAAAUUUAACCGAUAAAGGAACGACGGUUAGUGCUGUCAAAAGCCCAGUCAGUGAUCAAGUCAAGAUUGUCCCGGUCCACGAAUCUGUUACGAGAAAGCGGUUGAAGACUAUUCAAAAUGAACCGUCCGUGAUGAAUAUCGCCGGUAAGACCACAGUUGAUGGUCUCAAAAAUCAGCUACGUGCUAUGGGUGCAAAAGUUUCUGGCAACAAAUCUGUUCUCCAAGAGAGGGUGAAGAAUUGGCAAGAGAACAAUGUCACUCGACCGUUGUUCGAGAUUAACGUAAUCGAAGAGGACAAAGAAAAUUUUCCGACGAACAUGAAAGACGAAAAUUUAUGGGGGACAAAGAAAAUGAAAUGGAAAAUUAAACAAGUCACUUUGGGACACAACCGAGAUUUUCAUUCGCCACUCUUUGAGUGCAGAGAGAUAAUUUUCUAAUUUAUAUCCGAUGCGGUUUCCAUUAUGUUACAGAGGCUUUUUUCUGUGAUUUCCGUUUCUAAUUUAGACGUGACCAAGCUUAAACUGCUAGAUACUCAGCUAUUUCGUAUGGCGAGCUAUGUAACCAAAUGUGGAUGUCAGUACACACUUUUAGAUUCCUUUCGCUUUCAUUCGAAAACAAACGUUCACACAUUUUGAAUGGAAGUUCAGGUCAAUUAUAUUUUUAAUAAUUACCUCGCAUUUUACAUGUCUGAAAAACAAUUUUGAUAAUCUGAAUAAUCAGCUCGAGAGCACUCCCAUUAUCGCCUAAUCCUCUGCAUUAGUCAACGUAAAAAAAUUAUGAAGAGAAACGAUGAACAAAUUAGUGUGUGCUUUGGACUACUACACGGAUGCAAUGGUAACUAGCCACAAUGUCGCUGCGACAUAAAAGUAAAAUCAUAAAUCUUAUUCUAAUCGAACAGUGCUUCUUAGAAUUAGAAUUUUUUUUCUUUUGUCGGUAAAAUACAAAUAAAUAAAAAGAAAAAACUGCCAUAAAGACAGCGAUCAGAGUAAAAUUCUUGAAUUGCAUGGAUAAUUUUGUUCACCAAAUUGACGAAACUGGAUGGAACACAUUACAUCGAGGCCUAUUUUUGGGAAUUUAAUUCUUGCAAACUCUGCAUAAAACUCUUAAAAAAUUCCUUAAAAAUCCAAAUUUUUUAAAUUUAUGAAUUAAUGACUUUUUUGAUUUUUUUUAGAAUAUUAAGGAAUAAAAUUCUUUUAAAAAAAUAGAGCCGGUCCUGCAAUGUACAACGUAGAGUCCACAAACACUAAUCCAAUUUGGUGAACAUUUUAUCGAUGCAAUUUUUUUUAUGGAUUUCUUAUUCUGCCAGAAACAUUUUAAAUUGAAUUUCGAAUUCUUUGUCGAUUUUCGUUGGUAUUUAUUUUGGGAAAACAUUUAAGGAAAAAAUGAUUUGUGUUUUGUUUUGGGAGAAUUCGAAGAAGAAAAAAAACGAAGAAAAUCUGAACUACAGUCAGAGGCAGUGAAAUUUCAGCAUGAACUUGCUACAGCUGUUUUUCAGUUGAUCCACACAUACAAUAAAAAUUGGUUAACACGGUUGAAGCUACAUGCACGCCCGUGGUAGUGGUAUAGACAGACAUUUUCGAUUGUUUGUGUAGAUCAGCUGAAAAACAGAUGAAGUAAAUUCAUGUUGAAAUUUCACUGCCUCUAACUGUAUGAAACAAAAUUUAUGAUUUUUAAUGAUUUUUAAUUUAUAAUUGUGCAAUUGUGAUAUAAGAAAAAUUAAAAAAUUUCUUAAAAUUAAUAUUUAAUCUGUAAUAUGAAUGGUGAGACCAAACUAUCUAAGGAAACGUGUGAUAUAAUAAAAAAAAAAGUUUUAAAAUAAAAAGUAAAAGUAAAAAAAAAAAAACAAAAAAAGAAAAAUACGAAAAAAAAACAUAAAUUGAAUUAUAGAA
Messenger RNA from Bradysia coprophila, 2244 nucleotides. RefSeq lists its product as uncharacterized. Gene Ontology annotation, molecular function: zinc ion binding. NCBI's taxonomy places the organism in Eukaryota, Metazoa, Arthropoda, Insecta, Diptera, Sciaridae. The record is from RefSeq and is a predicted model, not a curated record.